AUGGCAGCUGAUCAUCACGAGUCAUCGAAUACUAAUGAUAAAAUAAACUUUGUCGAUAAAGAUUUCUUACAUCUUGAAAAUAAAUCUGAUUUAAUUGAAGCACAAAAUCAUAAUGGUUCUUCAUGGAAUAGUGAUAACCAUAUAAAUAUAGAUGACAUUAGUAUCCAAGAAAAAUUUACUAAAAUUCAUCUUCAAAUUUCGAGUGACCUACAGAAUGCAAAUAUCUUGUGGAGUAUUGAUGCAUCUGUUUAUCCACAUAUUGGUUAUUUACCUUAUCUUUUAAUAAUGAACUUAAUGCAUAAAUCAAAUAAAAGAUUGACACUCAUUUCUGAUAUGCAAAACUAUAUCAACAAAUUAAAUGAUGAUUUUAUUGAACAGGAUUCUAAAAUGAUAUCGUGUUAUGAGAUAUUCAGCAAUUUCAAUAUUGGUACUAUAAUGAAGUUUGAUGAUAUUUAUUAUACAAAAGAUUACCAAAAAAGCUUUUUUCGCGUAACACAUUCAAUUAAAAUAGCUGACGCUAUUGAAUGUUUGCGUAAGAAAAUGCCAAUACCAAUUGAUAUUAACAUGGAAUCUACAUCAAAUUUGAUUUUCAUUCUUCUAAUAUUGAAUAAUAUUGUUUAUUUUGAUAUAUCACAUGUACUUAUUGGAGAACAUGAAUUAUCACUCUAUGAAUUAAUUAAAUCGCUAUUAUUAGAUAAAUAUGGAAGAAUAUUGAAUAUUUUAGAAAUACCAAUGUUUCCUAAUGUAUCUGAAAAUAAAAAUAAUUCUCAAUCAAUGGAAAUAAAUCAAAUUUUAUUAGAUUCUUCUCAAUAUCAAAUUUAUGAUCAAAUUUCAUGUUUAGAACCUAGACGAAAAGUAAUGAUUUGUAAUUAUUUUAAAGUUGUCAAUAAUUUGUUUUCACAUGAACAAAUAUUAUUUGAAACUGAUACGAAUUUAGUUGAUAGCAUCGAGAAUAUGAAACGAAGAAUUUUAUUAUCAUCAAACUUACACAAUAAUUAUCCUAUAUAUGUGGCUGCAAGUUUUCUUACUGAUCAAUUUUAUAUUUUAAAAAAACAUUGGAAAAAACAUACGAAUAAAAAAGAUUCAAGUACUGGUACAGGAAAAAGUUUAGAUGGUAUAGAAGGCAAUCGAGAAGGAUUUGAACCUCCAUUAGGAGGAAAAUUCAUAAUUAUCAAUUGGUUCAAUAAAGAAAUUGUUUAUAUGUUAGAUUUAGAUGCACCUGCUGGAUUUUUUAUUGAUUCCAAUCAUUUAUAUAUUGCAAACAAUCGUUUAAAUUAUAUAAGUGUCAUUGAUUUGAACACACGUACUGAAAUUCGACGUAUCGAAAAUCGAGUUUUUAAUUGUUUACAUAGCAUUCAUUACAUGAAAGAAAACCAAACUAUUUUAGUAACUAGUACAGGUAUCGAUGCCAUUAUUCAAAUAAAUUUACAAGGUGAAAUAUUGAACGAUUGGUAUGGUACUGAACAUGAAUAUACGAUGACGCCAAAAGGUGAAAAACGAAUUGUGCCAAGAGAUUUUGAUCAUCAUCAUUAUACUUAUCCUACUCUUCAUCAGACAACUCAUGUUAAUUCAGCGAUCAUUUUGAAUGAAGAAUAUAUCUUAGCUACGCUGUUUCAUCAAGGUUCACUUGUUCGAAUAGAUCGACGAAGUGGGAAAUCAAAAAUCUUACUUUCAGGACUUAAUUGUCCACAUGGAAUAAAGCGUUUUAAAUCAAUAAAAAAACAUGACAUCGAGUGGAUGUUAUGUAAUACAAAACUAAAUGAGAUUCUUUUUCUAGAUGAUGGUUUUACAAUAACUCAGAAAAUGUUUCUCGAAGAUGUUCAUUGGUUACAAGAUGCUUCACAAAUGCAAAACGGAAAUAUUAUUAUUGCUGAUGCUAACAAUUCAAGAAUUAUUGAAAUAGAUCCUAUUUUGAACACUGUUACAAGUGAAUUUAAUUAUUCGACUGAUUGGCGUAUCUAUCAAAUUAGUGAUCUGACCGAUUUUCAGACGAGUUUUAUUCCUACUCAAACUGAAUAA
Messenger RNA from Rotaria sp. Silwood1, 2019 nucleotides. The record is from the annotation of a GenBank genome assembly. Lineage: Eukaryota; Metazoa; Rotifera; Eurotatoria; Philodinida; Philodinidae.